AGCUGGGACUUGAUAUAGAUUAGACCAUAAAUUUGUGUGGAGCGGACUCACCUAGUUGUGGGGAGAACAUUAGGCAGUCCAAGGUGUCACUCGGAGAAAUCUGUAAUCUGAGAGUGACUUGGUUGGGGUUAUAAAAUAGAAUGGCGAGUAGCUGGAGAAGAACGUUUGGCAACAUGAGGUCCUUCGUAAGCAAUUCGAUGGGUGGUCUCAGGGGCGGAAGCAACCUUGCUUCUUGGGUCGUCGCCGGAACCCUAGCUUACUUCCUCUGGAUCAAACCCUCCCAAGACCUCAAGCGUGAACAGCAGGAGAAGGCCGCUCUUGCCGCCGCCGAGUCUGAUCCUUAUCGUUACGUUGAGACUCGUAAACCCAUUCCCGAUCCUCAGGUUACGGGUUUGAUAUAUGGAAACAAGAGCAAGGACAAACCAACCAAACCAGAGGAUUGAUUCAUUCAUUAGCAUUCAUUCAAAUUCAACUGGGCAUAAACUCUUGUAAUGUAGGGGAUCAUUAACAACCAAAAUACAAUGAGGAUGCUGUGGUUACUUUUUAGAGAACUUAGAAAAAAUGGACAGCGAACUUGAACUUGGGAACAUACAGUGUGACUGUUAGAGUAUGCUAUAUUUUCUUGUUAGAUUAUAUUAUAUUUUCUGAUGUAUUAGUGACAGCAAUAAAGCUAUUUUAGUUGUACUACUCUGACAUAGUAGACUUAGGCUUGUCCCCUAUGUAAUCUUGCUUUUCUCUCUCUCUGUAAUCAGACCUCUUUCUUCUCUUGUGCUCAAUGACCUUGGGUCUAUAUAUAUGAAAGUCCUGUGGCUGAGUGUUGUAACUCAACUUACUCAGAUCUUGUCCAGUAAUUAAGACUCUUAACAAUGUAGCCCAUUAAUUUCACAGUGACAAUGUGACAAGCAAUCAAUGGAUGUCGAAUUUUUGUUUUA
Messenger RNA from Glycine soja, 932 nucleotides. RefSeq lists its product as uncharacterized. The transcript has 3 exons. Lineage: Eukaryota; Viridiplantae; Streptophyta; Magnoliopsida; Fabales; Fabaceae. The record is from RefSeq and is a predicted model, not a curated record. Bases 141 to 443 code for a protein of 100 amino acids.